Messenger RNA from Pseudo-nitzschia multistriata, 5037 nucleotides. The record is from the annotation of a GenBank genome assembly. Lineage: Eukaryota; Bacillariophyta; Bacillariophyceae; Bacillariales; Bacillariaceae.
CAGGAACUCAUGCUUUGCUCGUUCAGUAAUUGAGGUGGCAGCAGAAAUCAGUACGCUUGUCGACUCCCAACAGUUCGAAAAAUGAAAAGUGCAUGAUAAAGUGUAGAAUUGGAAAGAAUUGUUGCCCUCGUAAUAAAUAAUGAACUAUUCAUGCCGCUGUUUAAUGUUGUAAUUCGAGUACAAUUCCACRAAUAGAUGUUUUCCUUUGUUUGCGCCUUCGUCUGCGUGUUGCGUGUUCACUCUGGUAUGCCGCAGUGACAUUGCACUGCAGUAUGUCUUCCGGGGACAAUCUACAGCGGAGGAUUCGGUUUGAUUCGAAUCGUUUCGCUUCGUCUUUGGCUUACCAUCCCAGGGCCACCAUCGCUGCCAAGGACGACACCGUGGCCACCGAGGCGCCGACUCCCAUCGAAGCACCGCUCGAGGCGGUGGGGGCCUCCGUGUCGGAGGAGUCGGAGACACCAAUGGGAGCGCCCGACGGCGCCUUCGACGYGCUGAUCGCCGGCAGCUCGUACGUUGGAGACGGCGWGGCCUCGACGGGAGCAACCGUGGGGGGGAGGGGCUCGCCGGAAACCUCGUCUUCGUCCUCCUCCUCCGGGACAAAGGUGGCGCAGUCGAGGGAGCAGCCCGCGAUCAGGUCCGUCACGUUCUGGGAGAGGUCGGCCCCGGCGCUCGUGAUGGUGCACCGGAAAAAGUCGUUCGCCUCCUGGCCGCAGGGAGGGCACCGCGAGGUGAUGGGGCAGAGGGCGGCCUCGACGACUUCGCACGAGGUGAUUUCGUCCUCGCUGGGGAUCGCCGCCAGCUCGUCCUCGGUCGGGAGGAGGGUGAGGCACAGGUUGGACAUGGCRCAGGGGAGGACAUCCUUCUCGAGCUGGCCCAUGCAGUCGGCCGGAAAGAAGUCGAGGAGGCCUUCCGGAACCAGGGAGAGGGCCAUGCCRUCCGGGAGUUGCUGGGCGCUUACCGCCGGGGGGGACGAGAGCCACAGGGCCAGGAGGGGUGCGAGGCGGGACGAGAAAGGAGGCAUGGUGGGUGGAGUAGAGUGUUGUAUGUGUGUUGAGGGAAUGGUGUUUGUCUUGCGGUGGAUUGCCGAAGGGCACUUGCGCAGCAGGAGGAGAAAAAAGAAUGUUUGUGACACAACGCAUCCGAUGCGUAGGAGUAUGACUACUAUUAGUAGUACUGUACUUACUCACGGAAGUGGAAUAAAACAGGUAUGCACGACUAUCGUACUGUAUCGUACCUUACGGAAGUUUCAGUACGUACAGAUUCGUAGGUACAGUACGUAUGCCAAAAUUUACAGAAGAAGAUUUUUAAUUUGUAGAGCAUGUACCGUACGUACUGUACUACAGUACUUCGUAUUAUUUUUUUAAAAGACCAUCGCGCGGGGCGAGAUUCAAAAGACAAAGAUCGAAAAGUAGCUGUAUCCCGCGCAAACAACAGAUCAAUCGAUAGUUCGAACGACACGUUAAGAGUACCAUACGGUACUCCCCUUUUGUCAGGGUGGUUCGAAAGUUUUGAGACAAAAACGCAUUUAUGUUCCGUUAGUGAGGCCCAACCCCAACCCCAACYAUUUCUGGCUCGAGAGACAAAAUGAUCUUAGGUAUUAGCUUCKGUCGGAAAAGUGGCACGAGACUUUUGAAUUUUAAAAACUAAUCAGCAUCACUUUUCCACCUUCUUUCUUCCAGCAAUGCUUCUUCAGCCACGAGAAGGCAAAACCAGAAACAAGGAGUCAAAAAGAAUCUGGAAAAAGGGGGGGGGGGAAAGGCAUCAAAUUAAAAACAAUGGGAACACAGGAAUUAUAUUUUGUCGAAAACUUGCGCGACUUUCCCAAAAGCUUUUCCACAAUUUUUUUUCGAUCGAUUAGUAUUUCAGUUUCGACUAUUCCACGUUACGAACCGAUUAUCCCAAAAAUUCCCGUCCGUCCUUCAUCAUACAGAAUGUCGUCAUUCGGUUGAAGUCAAUCAUGUUGUUCGUCGUGUUCUUUGUUUCAUACGGUACCGGUACAAAAACAUAUCGUACUGUACUAGGUACCGUACCGCACCGCACAGUACCGUACAACACACCACCUACRUUACUAUGCGUGCUUGGUAGUAUGGGCAUCGUACAAUACAACAUCUACUAUUCCGCUUCCCUUCUUUGUUCGUCGUAGUUCCCCAAGUAAUAGAAGGCUACAGUACAUCUUUGCGAUCCCUCCGGAGAUCGGCAGCUAUCGAUAGGUCUCWAUCAACAAGCCAUCGUCGAUUCGAUACAUACAGAAACACAUUCACAUCAUGAUAAAGCACAGUCAUCUCCAUGCCUUUUCGAAGCGAAAACGACGAGUCGUAGGCAUCGAAUGCCUGCCAUCAGGCGACGAAAAGCGGGCGGAGAUUCUUCCAUUCUGUCGCAGUCACAGGAAAUGCAGACAGCGAGAAGGGACACCGUCAGUCUUGGUGAGCAAACGCCACUCUSCACGCCGAAUGGUGACCUGCUUUUUCUUUUGUACCUUCGUGGUCUGGUCGAAUUGCUGCUACGUCUUCGUCGCAGCGUUUUUCGUUUCGCCGAGGUCCAUGGCGCAAAAGACCAUGGCAAUUCUUGCCAGCGAGGACGACGGGAUGCCCGGUUCCAUMACAUCGAGGCGGAGACGCACAAGAAACCACGGUUGGCGGCAGCGCACAAUACUCCAGCAAUCAUCAUCUUCACCUUCCUCCUCCUCGUCGUCCACGACACCGCCGUUGUCCGCGCAACCGCAAUCCUCCAAGAAUUUCGCGCAAUCCGUUUUGUCGUCGCCGUCCGCCGCACACUUUGCCUUUGCCGACUCUUUUCGAAACAUUCUUGCCAGCAAACGAACCAGUCARCAAUACCGGCAGCGCUUUGUAACGGGAAGGUUUCCAGUGAUCGUGACGGUGGAAGAAGACAAUCCCAACCGCCGCUGGCUCAACCUUGGUCGCCGGAUGCAGCUCCAACCGGGACAGCAAGGGGAACAGAUUUCCACCUCCRUCAUGCUCGUCAACGGAACCAACAUCGAUCGGAGCCUUGCUUCCUACGACCGCUUUCAGUGGCUGGACGAAUUCGAACGACGGGAACUCCACGAUCGAUACGCAACUGUGAGCAUGGAACUCCUGGCGGAGAUCUCYAUCGACAAACCGGGAUACUUGCAGAUCCUACAGAGCCACGGCGCCGGGUCUUCGGCGGCAACCUCUCGAAAAAUCAGGCAGCAAGAAAAAGAGGRCUCUGCCGAACCGCUCUGGAACAGGCGUUGGAGGAACCGAAACGAGGAUGCAGGAGACGAAGAGGAGGAUCYGCAGCAAUCUCAACUCGAUCCCGACCAAUCGCCCCSCGACCGUCUCUGGUCGACCGGCUUUUCUCUCACCAGUCCGAAGGGAUUGAUCAAGAGCGUCGACAUCAGCGAUGGGCACAUUGAUCAAAUCAAUCCUCGAUCGGAGUCAAUGAUCACGUGGCCGAACGAGAUUACGAAGGUACCCAACAAUAUGAUCAAGCCGCAGCGGUACAAAACAACAACACAACAACAGCAACAGCAACAGCAAUCACAACAUGCCAGUAUUCCGCAGGAUGCACUGUUAGUUGCCGAUGGGUUUUUGGUGCCGGGAAAGGAUCGGGGGGGAAUCUAUCUCGUACAAAAUCCGUCGCACAAGCAAUCCGAAUGGAGCAUUCCGUUGACCGAUCCGUUUUCGACCGAUCGCUGGUUUUACCACAAAGCCGUCUGGGUGGAUCUAACGGGCGACGGAAGGCAAUCCAUACUGACCGCACGAGCCAAACUGAGAAAGGUCGCUAGCACUACGAYGUCAUCGGCUUCCACGAGUUCCRSGAGCAAAAAGAACAAUCGAGACAUAUACCUGGAAGCAAUGCAGGAARCAGAAAUGGAAGAGAAUCGUCCAAAGAACGGCCAGCUGAUUUGGUUGGAAAUGCCGAAACCGCACCACUACGAUGUGGAAACGGGGACGCCCCUGGAAAAAGAUGGAACCRCUUUUGAUCCCUUUGAUGCCCGCCACCUGCCUUGGAAAGAACGCAUUCUAGCGACGGGACCAGACGUCGCGUUCGCGGUAGCAAACAUGAAUCCGGACGACGAAAACACMGUCGAGGUUCUGGCCAGCCAGUUUUUCGACGAAAAAGUCACCCUGCACUCGAUUCGGCGGGGACCAAGCCCCGAGGUAAUCUUUUCACGUGUCAUCGACGACAGCCCGGGGGCCGCAUUCGGUGGCAUUCUCGUCGAUCUGGAAGAGGGAGCAACUGAUCUAGAUGCUGCCGACGGAAGGCCUCGUGUGAUCAAUUCGGGAAGCACCAUAAAGCCAGUGGGGRGCGAAGAAAACACUAACAGCUCGUUUUCCCAUUUCCUCGUCACGAGCCAUGAGUUCAAUUCCAACAGCGUAGUGGAAAGCAGCAACAGCAACGAUCCUAUCGCCAACAACAUGAUGGCGACCGAGUACAAGGGAAGUGCGAACGGCAUGAAUAAGCAAUCCUCGGAAAAAGUGCGCGGUGGAUCCCUCCUUGCCUACAAGGUYCCCAGGRGAUCGAAAGAYGCYUGGAAGACAGAGCCCUGGGUCCGAACCACCAUCGCUUCGGGCUUUCAGGUCAAGCAGCAGAUCUGGAACAUGAUUAAUCCCGGUGCCCCUGGGUUUGCGUAUGCCUUUCACGCCCACAGGGACGACGCGGCCCGGGGGAAGCGGCCCAUGAUUGCRGUCGCCGGCGAUUGCGCGGAAUCUGCCUACAUUUUUCGCCCGCAACAGGCAGCGGAGGGGGCCGGAACCACCGACCCCCACGCCGAGUACAAGCUCAUGUGCGAAAUCAAAUGCGGGGCCACCGUGGGGAGCAUCGCCGUCGGGUACGGCGACCUGUGCUCGGCAGAACAAGAAUCUGGAUACGCGAAAAUAUACAUUCCUUGCUUCGAGAAGGACAAGGUCCUCGUGUUUGCGCUUGGCAGUGGAGAGGAAGAGGACACGGUUGACUUUGACGACAGUGGAUGGUGAGCGACCCGCUACYAUGCCCUAUCCUAUGUAACGAACAUACAAGUGUAAUUUAGUGCACUAAUAUAGACAUAGAAAUACG